AUGCUACCGUCUAUCUCGAAAGACGCCGCCUAUGGCAUUCAGGUCAAUUUGACGUCAGGCUCUUUUUACUGGUGUGACAGCUAUGAGCUUGGUGUGCAAGAGAAAGAAUUGUUGAGGCUUGAGGCCAAGUUCGUUCAACAUUCACUCGAACUCGCGGAAGGGGCCCAGUUAGAUCAGAUCUACCAGUAUGUUAAAGAAAAAGCACAAGCAAUAAAGACAAGUGGUCCUUCGCUGCUGGAAGCCCCGCAGGUGAAAACGAACCUUGAAGCUUUAGAGAGCGAUCCUAAGUUCCUCCAUCUCCUGCGCAACGGAUUUCCGGAACCAAUCCGUGCGGGAAAGAUUUGGGGAGACUCCAAAUACAAAGAAAUGGUCACUUUUACUAAGCUGCGCUUUGGUCCUGCUUAUGCUCUGCUGAUUAUUUGCAUUUUCGGUACAGGCGGCCGUGACGAUACCUUUGAUCAGGAGAUCCAUGCUUGCGCCAACGACGGACAGGUCAAAGGGUUGACGCUCGAGGAUGGGACUCAAUGCUAUGCACUUAAAAAAGAGUUGGAGAGCCGUUUGCGUUGCUUUUACUCGCGGCAAUUGUGGGUAGCUCUGUUCGCAUUCGCAGCAUAUAUCUACCCCCGCGAUGAUACAUUGGACCAGUCGUAA
Penicillium riverlandense is the source of this 651-nucleotide messenger RNA. RefSeq lists its product as uncharacterized. The transcript is spliced from 2 exons. The record is from RefSeq and is a predicted model, not a curated record. Lineage: Eukaryota; Fungi; Ascomycota; Eurotiomycetes; Eurotiales; Aspergillaceae. The coding region runs from base 1 to 651 and encodes 216 amino acids.